AUGUCUUCCGCAGUCCCGUACAAAGCAUAUCAAUCGAAACGACAUUCACGAAAUCUGUCAAAUACAUUCACGCCUCCUCAAUCACCGCCUUUAAACCCAGUUGGUUCUCCUUCCAAAGCACUCCCGACACCGGCUCCAAAUGGUUCUCCCAAGAUAACUUCCAUACGGAACACGUCUCUCGAGUCUUCGAAUGUUGAGUCUACGAGUACGAGUACGACACCAGCCACACCAGCUUCACCAGCGCUCAGAGCUGUCACUCCACCGUCCACUGUACAGAACCCAGUGGUAUCAAACACGGCAGUGGCUACAGCACCCAUUCCAAUACAAGAAGUACCACCUUCCCCAAUCUCGGAAUCGAAUACGGCACCUGUAUCACCGAGAGUCGUAGAUGAGCCAUUUAAAGCAUUCCCGUCAUCUACAGACACCGUGACCAAACCUCCCGUCACUGAUGCAGAGCCGAGUACAUCUAAAAUCUCGUCGAUACCCAUUCCAUUAGUGGUUGAACCACCAAAGAAUGAACUGUCAGCUCCGGCCUCUCCAUCCACGCCCACAGGUGCAACUUCGGCUGCCACUGGCGGUCUGCCCAACACCACUAUUCGACCUCGUGUACUUUCAAAUUCUACGUUUCGACAUGUCCCCGCCCGUGGAUCUCCUUUACGACCAUCGGCGUCCGUACUCAAGCAUAACCCUUCCCCUCUAGGCAGUAACACUCUGGUGGGUCACACGCCUCUCACCUUGGGGGCUCCCUCAAGGGCAACCUCAGCAAAUAUCGCACCACCUCAGCCCCAUAGCCGUCCUGGAACUAGCACUGGGAAUACGAAGAUCCUGGAUUUUAGUCCUAGCCCAACUCUAUCACCGCUCUCUAUCCCAACAGGAACUCAUACACCUCCGAUUCCGUCUCCCCUAUCAUCCAUGGCACUAAAUCCAUCACCAAAGCCAUCCAAUUCCCCACUAUUAACUCCACAAGAAUUUGCUUCAGCUGGUUCUAAAUCAAGAAGUACCACUCCUUCCCCGUCGGCAUCACCCUCUCGACCUUCCGCUUCUCCAGUCCUUAAUACAUCUACUGUCGCUUCUGGCUCAUCGACUUCAACUAUACAGCCCCCUAGUCGUCCCACUUCAACAUCUUCCAGGGCGGUGGGAGCGGCUCCAUACCGACACGGGUUCCAGCCAAAAGGUGUCUAUGGAAUGAGGACGGAUGAGUUUGUCGAGUUAAGAAGAGCAAAGAGGGACGCGGCUAAAAUAGAAGAUCGAAGAUUAGAACGGAGACUAGAAAAGCUCAUAGACCUUCACUUCUCACCCGGUGCAUCCAAAACAAGCAACCCACCAAGCCCUGGUGGCCUCGAUCCUUCGAAGCCACCUGCGAACAGGCGUCAAUCUUCCUUUUUCGAUUUUAACCUCCCUGACCUGAAAGGAAAGAAUGCAUCUGAUCUCUGGCGGGAUGUAGUCGACUCAGCCGCGUCCUCAAAACUGCUCAAUUCCAAAGGCGAUAUCAGACAACAGGAACAGGCCAUUACACCCUGGCAGGAGGAUUCUGCCGUAUCUGCAUGCCCCUUGUGCCUAACUUCAUUCAAUGCUCUUACAAAUCGGAAACAUCACUGUCGUCUGUGCGGUCGCGUGGUGUGUUCUCUCCCAGUAAAACAUCUAGUACGACCAGAGUUGUGUUCUUUCCUCUUUGUCGUGGACUCCAAAACUGGGAUGAUAGAAGAGAUUGGCGGAGAAGUUGUGGACUAUGGCGUCAAACGAAAAGAUGUCAUAACUAGUGGACAAGGGAAGAAUGAAGCGGCACUAGCCAAGAAAAUACUCGAGGAUCAAGAGAAAUAUCUCAAGGGAGUGAGGAUUUGUAAAGACUGUAGACCCACUUUACGCAGGAGGCAAUAUUCUGUGGAAGCCAGGACAGUUCCCGCCUUUGCGCGGCUCUACGAGGCCUUACUUAUUAUCGAGAAGGAGAUCGAGGAGACCUUGCCAGAAUUUCAAGAACUUGUUAUUCGAUUAUCUCAGGAGGAUGAUAUUGCCACUCCAACGACACCAGCGGCUGGCCAAAAUCCUGUCAAGCAGGCGACUACGUUGAGAAAACAAUUACUUGAGUCGUUUACUCAAUAUGAUGCUAUAGCCAAGCGAAUAAAAGGCCUCAAAACCUCAGGUCCAGGUUCAUCUCAAGAAAGAGUGCAGAAUGCCAUCUCUAAUCGAGCGACCUUGUUCUUACAAAAGAAUAUGUUCCCACUACAAAACACUUCUGUCACCACCUUAUCCCUUCCUUCAAACCUGGUUGAUAUAACCGAUUCUGACGCGGCACUGGCACACACGCUCCAACCGCUACUAGAGCAAGAGGCUUUGCUGGAAAGCUUCAUAGAAGAAGCUAAUGCACAGAGAAAGUUCGAGGACGCGAAAACACUGAAAAGAAACCUGAAGGAAAUUCGAGUUGAGAUUGAAAGGUUGUUGAAUGGAAGAGACCUCAAGGCUG
This is a messenger RNA of Acaulospora colombiana, 2461 nucleotides long. Lineage: Eukaryota; Fungi; Glomeromycota; Glomeromycetes; Diversisporales; Acaulosporaceae. The record is from the annotation of a GenBank genome assembly.